Mercenaria mercenaria is the source of this 2186-nucleotide messenger RNA. Its product is annotated as thymocyte nuclear protein 1-like. The record is from RefSeq and is a predicted model, not a curated record. The transcript has 7 exons. Gene Ontology annotation, cellular component: nucleus. Lineage: Eukaryota; Metazoa; Mollusca; Bivalvia; Venerida; Veneridae. The coding region runs from base 73 to 720 and encodes 215 amino acids.
CCAAGACGCUUUAGAAAAAGCGCGGGAACAGCUGUCAAAAAUAUUGCCUGUGCAUAAUCCAACAAAUACACAAUGCCAAAGAAAAGAAAACGGGAGUCAACAGUAACAAGAAGCCAGCUGAAAGAAGAGCAGGACGGCGGAGAUGUAAAGUCUGCAAGGAAAAUCUUGAAGCCAAAGUCAAAGCUGGAUUCCAGUACUGUCCAAUAUACACAUUGGCUGAUGAAGUCUGAGCCGGAAUCAAGAUUUGAGAAUGGUGUUGAUGUGAAGUUUGGUAUAGAAGACUUGAAGGUGUGCCCCAACCAGACAGCAUGCUGGGAUGGUGUUCGUAAUUAUCAGGCAAGGAAUUUCAUGAGGGAUCAGAUGAGAAAGGGCCAUAAAGUCUUUUUCUACCAUAGCAACACAAAGGAACCUGGGAUAGCAGGGGUUUGUGAGGUUGUAAAAGAAAGUUAUGUAGAUCACACACAGUUUGAUUCAAAAGACCCCCAUUUUGACAGUUCAUCCAAGAAAGACAACCCAAAGUGGUUCAUGGUGGAUGUACAGUUUAAGAGAAUGAUGAAGCGGUACAUUCGUUUGUCUGAGCUGAAGGCUCUUCACCUAAAGCACAAAGAGAGUGGCGGGCCACUCAAGAAUGUUGCAUUGUUCACAAAAGCUAGACUAUCUGUGCAACCUCUUACACAAGAGGAGUGGGAUUUUAUUCUUUCACUAGAAGACAAAGAAUAAUGGCUAUUCUUUGAAACGUCUUAAAUUUGACCACCAUGUUGUGUUCUGAUGAGACUUAGAAAAAUCGGACUUUCUGAAGGAAAACAACUUUCCAGUGAUCUGUUAUGUGAAAAAUACAUUUUGUAACGCGCUUUGUGCAUUUUCUGAUUACUCUGUGUCUGUAGUUACCAUAUAUCAUCAUCAGUCAAAAACAAGUUUGGCCCAGUUUUAAUGAAGCAUAGUCAGAAUGUUUUCCUCUGUAAAAUAUAUGACCAGUUCUUUACUGGGUCAUCACAUCAUACCUAAUGUUUUUAUUUCGAUGUAAAUGAGAUGUGAAAUUAAAAUGUGAGUCCUGUUUGGCGCCAUAUAACGUAUACUGUGUUUAUGCGCCGUAAAACCCAAAUAAAUAAAUAAAUAAAUCAUCUUAUAUAAAAGUAGGUUACAUGGUAAAUUAGUGGGAAGUCCUUGUUAACACUCUAGAGACCACAUUUUCUUCCUCGUCUUCAUAAGACCGUUUAUAAAACUUUAUUAACAUGACAAGAGGCCAUUUUUUCUACUUUACCUUCAUAAAACUUUGUUAGAAUGCUUGUCUUUGUGAAACAGAGAUCAGAAGUCCAAAUCCAGGUCAACGUCUUAAUCUGUUACUAAGUCAAACCAUAGAAUAAAAACUUUUGUGGCCUAAUUUUCUAUUUGAUCAUCCUAAGUUUUUGUUAGAUUUUUUUUCUUACUGAAAUCAAGGUCAUUUUCAAAAUUAGAUUAGGACAAAAACUAAGCCACUAGGUCAAAUCAUAGCAAAAACCUUGUAAACAGUCUAGAGGCCACAUUUUCUACAUGAUCAUCAUAGAUCUCUGUAAGAGUGUUUGUCUGUAGGAAACUAGGUCAAGCUGAAAACUCGGUUACCCAAGGUCUUAAACAAGGUCACUAGCUCGAGUUAUAGAAAACUUUUUUAAGGGCCACAUUGUCUACUUUAUCAUCAUCGAUCUUUGUUAGAAUGUUUGUCUGAAAUUUAGGUCAUGUUCAAAAGUUUGGUGUGGUCAAAAACUAAGUCAUUAUGUUAAAACUUAGAAAAUCCAUGUUAAGUCUGUGAAUGGACUUCCAAGGAUGAUUGUUUGGAUUAACUGAACAAUCUGGCCGCCAUGUGCAGGGUUCAGUGUAUAUAGGACUCUGAUAAUUUAAAACUUGUUUGAAGUUGUUUAAUGCAGAAAAAAAUAUCACGCAAAUGUUCUUUUAGUGAACCUCUUCAAGAAUUGUUACUGGAUCGUAAACAUAAUCCUAAAGAAACUUGUUUUAGGUCUGAAAUACGGGUGAGUGAUCUAGGACCAGCAUGGUCCUUUGCAGACCGAAGUGGAUGUGUUAAGUUCAAAGAAGAUGCUUAUAACAAUUAGUGUUAAUCGAUAUAUGUUGACAUUGAAGGGGGAAUUUUCAAAUUAAUCUUGACUGCUUUGUAUAUCGCUUUCCAUCCAAAUUGUGGAAUUACUUGAAAAGUC